Messenger RNA from Agrilus planipennis (emerald ash borer), 2104 nucleotides. RefSeq lists its product as uncharacterized. The record is from RefSeq and is a predicted model, not a curated record. NCBI's taxonomy places the organism in Eukaryota, Metazoa, Arthropoda, Insecta, Coleoptera, Buprestidae. Bases 665 to 2104 code for a protein of 479 amino acids. The transcript is spliced from 5 exons.
AGCCACUACCGGAUUACCAUGUAAACGAUAAAGUCUUUUUGAAAAACCAACUGAUUAACAAACAAGGUCAAUCUAAAUGGUUAGGUCCAUUUAUAAUAACGGAAAUCAUUUCACAAAAUGUAGUAAAAAUUAAUAAGAAAAAUAAUAAGGACAAUUUCACAUUAGUCAGCGUAGAACAAAUUAAACCAUACAAAUCUGUAUCUUUUACAGAUGCUGCUGCGAGCUCUUCACAGUAAAACUACCAAACACCGGUAUUUAUUUCGAAGACAAAGGGUCCCUCCUUCUCUCAGAUUCUUCAUAUGAUAUAUUAAUUUACAAAAAUUUGACACCUUUAUUUCAAAACUUUGAAAUACUUAAAUCUUAUCGAAAAGAAUUAGACGAAAUAGGCAACAAAAUUAAUAAUGUUAACCUAAAAAUACACGCUACAGUUUUAAAAAAUACCCUUAAUAAUUUAGAAACCAAUUUAAAUGAAAUAAAAUUUAUUGUACCAAAUCCAAAAAGAAAACGUAGAGGCUGGUUUAAUAUAAUCGGAACGGGCUUACACACUUUGUUUGGAACGCUAGAUGCUGAUAAUGAAGCUAAAUAUGAUAAAUUAAUAAACGAAUUGCAAACAUCAAAUAAAAGGAUAUUAAAACUUCAGGAUGAACAAGUUCAUCUAACUCAGAUGGUAAUAGCAGAUUUUAAUGCCACUUUAUUUAAAGUUAAUUCAAAUGAAAAAAUUAUCCAGAAAACUAUAUUCAAAAUUAAAGAAACGUUAAAUGGAAAUGCAAUUAGAAUAAAUGAAAACCAAAUUACUUUACAAUUUUUAAAUACAUUAACACUUAUUAAUGACGUAGCAUCUGUAAUCAACAAAGACGUAAGUAAUAUUAUAGAAACACUUACUUUUGCUAGAAUUAACAUUUUGCAUCCUAGUGUCCUAAACCACGAACAAUUAAAAGAACAAUUGCAUCAAAUUCGUCCAAAUGAAGGUGCUGCACUACCGUUUCCUUUUGACAAUACAAAUAUUUACAAAUAUUAUCAAAUUAUAAAUCCAAAUAUUUACCCUUAUAGAAAUGGAAUUUUAAUCAAAUUAAUUAUACCACUUGUAAAGAACAUUAAAAUGAAACUAUUCGAAGCAUAUUCCUACCCCGUAAAAUCAAACGAUACAUUUUAUCACACCCUUAUACCCGACAAUCCUUACGUGGCAAUUUCUGACGACCAUCAAUGGUACCUAGAAAUCCCAAGUUUGGAAAAAAGUCUUCGUCAAGAAAACCUCACGUUACUUCAAAACGUGGAACCUCAAGAUGCGAGAAACUCUGUGCGUUGUCUACCUAAUCUACUUCUGAAGAAAUCAUUUCCACAAGAAUGUAAAAUUUAUACUUUUAAAGCUACAGAAGAAUCCAUUCAACAAGUCAAUCCUUUCACAUGGCUGGUAGCAUCUAAACACCCAUUAAAAAUAACUUACAAAUGUAAAGGGCAACCAAUCAAGAGAUCGACCAUUCAACAGACGUCCUUGCUUAAAAUUAGCGAAGAAUGUAUGUGUUAUUUCGAUAACGGACUCAGAAUAACGACGAACAACAAGCAAAAUAAAAUUGUUAAUGUUCCGGUAGUUACUCCGGAAAUACCUCAAAAUUGCUGUAAACAAGUAAUGCGAACUCUAAACCAGCUUGAAGAUGAUCCCAUCGAUCUCAACUAUCUGAAAAGAGAGAACCUUCCGCUUCUACAAACAAAACUAUCUAAUCUCCAACAAAAAAUUAAGGAUGAAUCAGCUAGAGUCUUCACCAAUAUCCAUUCCCAAUGGUAUUUCUUACUGCCAACAACUUUACUUGGGAUUACAUUACUAGCCCUGAAAUUAGAUGGCGCUGUAGCGUCGGGCUUAUACGCUGCCGUCAGCGGCAGGAGCAACGCGCCCCUAUCGAUCACAUCACGAAGGUCUGACGAGGAGUCUUGGCGAAGAGCUUUGGAACGUGAAGAGCACCGCAGUUGCGGCGGUGUCCGCAUCUUUCCCUCGGAUCUUGAAAAUCCGGGAGAGGGCCAUGUGCGGGUGUCGCGUCAGUUCGUACCCAUAUCCGGAGCCGCUCUCCAAGAUCGGGACGUGUCCGGCUUGGUCGGGAAGCGGGUCUAG